Bradysia coprophila is the source of this 1472-nucleotide messenger RNA. RefSeq lists its product as uncharacterized. The record is from RefSeq and is a predicted model, not a curated record. NCBI's taxonomy places the organism in Eukaryota, Metazoa, Arthropoda, Insecta, Diptera, Sciaridae.
UUGUCGACUAUCUAUUCCAGCGUCACCGUUUUUGUUGUUUAUUUUCGCUAUAUUUUAUCAAAAGUAAGCGUAGAAAAAGCGUGUAAAAAAGCCAAAAUCGAAGUUCUGUAAACACCAAAACAAUUAUAUCGUCAACCGCAUCCAUCGCAUCGCAACGAUCGCAAAUGUUCUUCUUUUGUAGCAGGUAUGCGACGCCAUCUGCUCGCUAAGUUUGUGUGCUGAGCCGUGCUGAGCUGUCACAUAAAAGCUUUCCAAAAUAAGAACGCACUUAAAAUUUGUGGCUUUGUUUUUGUUAUAUUUCAAAUCGGAAAUUUUCGAUAUUUCAUAAAUUACAUCCAUCUUCUCCGAAACAUCGAAGGUACCGGUUCGGAGAGCAGUUUUAUUUUGUUGGUGAAAAUUUUCAAAAUUUGCGAAUAACUGCAGCAUAUCAAUCAGUUUGCACUCGAUUUUUCUAAGGUAAAACGCAAAAAAAUUUCGGUCUAUUCAAAAUGGCGAAGCGGAUAGCUGAAAAUCCGGCUGAAAUAUACGAAUGCGAGCAUUGCGAUAAAUCGUUUACCUGCCGUAAAUCAUUCUCACGACAUAUGAAAGAAGUCACCACCGACAGCCGUAUCAUAUGCAUUGUACCGCGUUGUGACUCGACAUUUAGUCGAACGGACAGCUACCGAUAUCAUUUGACUCACACACAUCGCAAAGACUUCGCAUUCAGCAAUGAGGUAUGGAAGUCGUCGACGAAGAAAAUACUUAGCCUAAUGGAGGAACAAAUUGAAGCGAACGAUUCCGGCAAAAAGGACGACGACACUCCUCAACGGUUGACGAAAAAACGAAAAGUCGAAGUGCCAAUCGCCAAGGACAACAUUCAAGACAUCGCAGAAUCGCAUGCUCCAUUCACCGCUAGUUCCACCAAUUCGGACGCGAAAAGACUGAAAGAGAUUGUUUCGGUGAAGAAAUUUCAUAUUCCACCUUUUGAAACAAAAGGGGACAGUGUGAGAAAAGGUGAACUGCGCGAUUAUUUCGUUGGGAUGGCCCAAAUGUUUUGCAAUGCAAACGAAACCGUCAAAGUCAUUAGAAAAGAGCUGGCAAUCGAAAUGGAAACUAUAACAGUAUCGGCAACCGCUACAGCAGAAAUGGUUUCCGAAACAUUGCCGUCAACACCUCCAUGUCCAGCAGUGUCGAUUCAAGAUUAUCACGAUGACGACGAUAAUGUGUACUUGCCGUCAUCGCCCCGAUCUCUAGCAGUGUCACGUGGAGAUUACGACGACGAUGAAUCGAUCGACGAUCCUGGUGCACCGAUGAUUUCGAAUCAUCAACCUGGUGCAAAAAUGAUAUCCUAGCCUGGACGAUAUGCAAUCGUAUGGUUCGUUUACCGAUGUCGUCAUACUUCUGUCUUACCCAAUUGAAAUACAUUUUUGAAAUACAACAGUGAAAUGAACUGGUUUGGCUGUGUUUCACCUAAUUUUUCACUUAAAGAAAGG